Messenger RNA from Folsomia candida, 1315 nucleotides. RefSeq lists its product as uncharacterized. Gene Ontology annotation, biological process: transmembrane transport. Lineage: Eukaryota; Metazoa; Arthropoda; Collembola; Entomobryomorpha; Isotomidae. The coding region runs from base 293 to 1186 and encodes 297 amino acids. The transcript is spliced from 6 exons. Gene Ontology annotation, cellular component: plasma membrane. The record is from RefSeq and is a predicted model, not a curated record. Gene Ontology annotation, molecular function: ABC-type transporter activity.
UGUAUUCCAAAUAACAAGCAUACUGGUUAGUUGCUUUCUAGCCUUUCACGGCAUUGGGCUUGAUCCCAUCGGGCUGAAAAUUGGUGUCGUGAAUUAUGACAAACCAUGUCGGAAUGAUGUCGCAUCCUUUAUUGAAGAAAUUGGAAAUUAUAGUACCAACUAUAGACCUGGAAACACUGAUGACACGGUGAAUAAUUUUGCCUGUCAGUUUUUGCACAUUUUAGUCGGCGACGGUACAGUUGUGAACUUGUUGCACAAGGAUUCAAAGCUUGAAGCUUUAAAAUCUUUGAAAAUGGGUCGCAUUCUUGGCUACAUUAUGAUUCCGAGGAAUUACUCGGAUCACUUGAGAGACCGAAUCGUAUUUAAUAUUCAUGCUGAUAAUGAGACCCUGGAUGGAUCAACAAUGUCUGUGCAACUCGAUAACUCGAAUUAUCUCGUCUCUUACUACGCUAGAAAAUAUAUUUUAUCAAGUUUGGCACAGCUAUUUGAGAACCUUGCCGUCCAGUUUGGUGUGGAUAAACGUGUAGUCAAUCUUCCUCUAAAAUUCAAUCCAAUCCAUGGGUCUCUAACUCUAGCAGAUGCUUGGAAUCACUAUAUAGCACCGGUGUAUCUCUUAAUGGUAUGGGGAAUCAAUUCCACAAUUUCCGCAAUAUUCCACAGUGUCGAUAAGACUCAAAGCAGUCUUUCCCGAACACUGGCGACGGGUGUGAAAUAUCAGACGAUCUUAUUCUCCUAUUACAUCACUGACCUUGCCAUAAUGUUACCGCAAGCUGUGGUAAUUUUCACGCAUCUCUGGUGGUAUCGAGGCGAUGUCAUUGUUGGGAGCUGGAUUUCGAUUUUCGUCAUUUUCUACGUCCUCCGUGUAAACAUCACGGCUUUGACCACCUUACUUACAGAAUGUUGUAGAUCCAUCAUAAAUGCAAUUUUCGUCAGCGUAGCGAUAUUGCUGCUUGGCAUAUACGCUUCAGACACAUUUUGGCCUGUAGAAAGUGUGGCGUGGUGGUACAAACCGUUCUGCUAUUGUCUGCCCUCGACGAAUCCGAACAGAGCGUUGCGCAGCAUUAUGACGAGAGGCUGGGGGGUGACAAAUCCAAAAGUGUUUUACUUUGGGAUUUUAAUCCCUAUGCUGGUAUCUGUAAUUGCGUUUUUUAUCACUGUUCGAGUUGCGAUGAGAAGGAAAUUGUAAUUUUGCGUGAAGAAGUCUGUAAAUACACUAUACAUAGGUAUACAGUAUUGUGUAUUGUAUGUACUAUUUCUUGCCUUGGAUAUGUUUCUUGAAGUUGGUCAACCCAAUAAAAUUCGGUCCACAAGUUAA